CCCCUCCCUCCCCCUGUCUCCCCUGUUAUCUUCAGUGUGCGGACGCCGUGGUACCGCAGAGCACCUUCGGGGUGUUUGCAGGAGCGGCUGCAGCGGUUGUGAUCGCCUUUGUGUUUGAGGCAUGAAGCGGUGACAGAGGAGCAGAGGCCGGCUGCGAGCUGAUCUGAAGAGGAGGAGGUGCCUUAAGUUCCCCGAAGAUCUUUAAGCAAGGGCUACUGUUUUAAAAAGAACAAGCCCGGCCAAUGAAAACAUACUGUACAUUUAGAGACAAAGGGAGAACAUUGAGGAGGGGAGUUUUGACAUCCAGCAUCCUUUGUAACAGAGGGGGUGGAUACUGAUGUCAAUCUGCCUUGUAAUUGGCUGGAGCGAUGGCGGUCACCAAGGAGGAGAAGUUUGAAGAAGGCAGACGGGCAUCGGGGGCCGCAACCCCGCCGGAAGGUGGCUGGGGCUGGAUGAUCGUCGCUAGCUGUUUCCUCGCCACCAUCUGCAUCCGGGCAGUGACCAGAUGUGUUUCCAUGUUCUUUGUCGAGUUCCAGCUGCACUUCGAGAAGGAUUAUUCCUCCACCGCAUGGAUUCACAGUCUGAUCGACUCCACCACCAUGCUCUGUGCUCCUCUGGGUGGUUUCCUUGGGAACCAUCUCUCCUGCAGAGCUACAGUGAUCAUGGGGGGUCUGCUGUCUUCUACUGGUCUGGUCCUCAGCUCCUUCGCUUCCAGUCUUGAACAUCUAUACAUCUCCCUGGGCAUCGUGACAGGUCUUGGCUUUGCUCUCAGCUACACACCAGCAAUAGCGAUGGUUGGAAGGUACUUCAAUGAGAGAAAAGCUCUGGCCUAUGGCAUCGCCCUGUCUGGUACUGGCAUUGGGACCUUCAUCCUGGCUCCUGCAGUCCAACUGCUUAUAGAGUAUUACUCCUGGAGAGGAGCUUUGCUCGUCCUGGGAGGAUUUGUUUCCAACCUGUGUGUCUGUGGUGCUCUGAUGAGGCCACUGGAACCAAGAGGAUGUGAAAGGAUGUUGGAGAACAAUAUGGGAAACCUGGAGAAAGACGGCAUUGCAGUUAACACAAAAACUUUGUCAAGAUGUCAUAGUUUUUGUCUCGAGUCCAGGGAGGAGUUUGGAUUUCUCAUGUUACCCGACUUCUUGAUUCUGUCUGUGUCCCUCCUGUUUCUGGCAUAUGGCUGCAGUGCUCCAUUAGUUUACCUGGUUCCUUACAGCCUCAGCGUGGGAGUGGGGCACCAGCAGGCUGCCUUCCUCAUGUCUAUAUUUGGAGUUAGCGGCAUUGUGGGUAACAUCACCUUUGGAUGGAUCACGGACAGGAAGUGUCUGAAGAAGUAUCGCAUGCUGAGCUACAUGGUGGCAAUAGGCCUGGAGGGGCUCUGCUGUAUGUUCGUUCCCCUCCUUCACUCCUUCUCCCUCCUGGUCCCAUUUUCCGUAUUCUAUGGGUACUUUGACGGGGCGUAUGUUGCGCUAAUCCCAGUGGUGACCUCUGAUGUGGUUGGCUCCACCUACCUGACCUCCGCCCUGGGUGUGGUCUACUUCCUGCAUGCUAUCCCCUACCUGAUCAGCCCACCAAUAGGAGGUUGUUUAGUUGACAGUACAGGAAAUUACACAGCCACCUUCUUCCUCAGCGGGGCUUCCUUCAUGUUCAGCUCUGCGGUACUAGCAUCUGCCUUGUUAGUCAGACGCUGCCGGAGGUCCAAGUCUAACUCAACUGCACAUUUAAGUCCCAAUCACAUUACUGCUGCUGCAUCUCAGCAGGGCAUCAUAUGACAGUGCCACUCAAGAUGCUGCUCCUCCGUCUGCACAGAAGUGCACCUCACCACUGCUGGGAUUUGGGUUUACAAAGAAUAUAGUAAAGGUGCUAUUUUGAUGUGCAUCAUAUGCCGCCUAUCUGUUUUGAACUUAAGACUCAAGAGUUCAGGCUCAACAACAGCAGUGCCCAAGAGAACCUGUGCUGUUUUAUUUUUAAGGAAGCAAUGUUGUGACUUUGAGAUGCACAGAUUAUGUUAUAAUGACUUGUUAUUUUGGUUGUUUAAUAUGGAUAUUUUGUUUUCUAUAACCAAAAUGCUUUCUUACUUAAAGGGCCAGUGUGUAAUAUUUAGGAGAAUUUAUUGGCAGAAAUGCAAUUUAAUAUUCACAUUUAUGUUUUCAUUAAUGUAUGAUCAGCUGGGCCAUUUUUCACUAAGCCAUUAUGAAACUCAAAGGAUAAUUUAAGAAAUUGACUGAUAAAAAAAUCUAACUGGAA
This is a messenger RNA of Dicentrarchus labrax (European seabass), 2241 nucleotides long. RefSeq names its product monocarboxylate transporter 12-B-like. Gene Ontology annotation, biological process: monocarboxylic acid transport; transmembrane transport. Gene Ontology annotation, molecular function: monocarboxylic acid transmembrane transporter activity. NCBI's taxonomy places the organism in Eukaryota, Metazoa, Chordata, Actinopteri, Moronidae. Bases 369 to 1766 code for a protein of 465 amino acids. The transcript is spliced from 9 exons. The record is from RefSeq and is a predicted model, not a curated record.